AUGAGAGAGGGAGGCAAGCGCCGAGCUGUUACCGGUUGCAUUGCCACCAAUACUUCCCACAAUAUUAAUAGCAAUGCACUGUUGCGUCCCGGGCACUUAGUCUUACCUUCCUAUUCGGGUGCACCUCUGCCUUACUUCCCAGUAUCGACACCCGCACUCUUCUGGGUGCAAAAUCUACAAAACGAUGGCUUUCAGACGACCUAUCGAAUGGAUAUUCUGGAACUUUAUGUGGGGUUCUCUAAAAAGCUACACAUUAUCGCCGUUCAUGGACUCAACCCUAAAAGCAAAAAGAAUCAUGCUGAGAAGACCUGGGAGUCGAAUGGGAAACUUUGGCUCAGGGAUUUUCUUCCCAAGCAACUGCCACGAGCCAGGAUUUUCCUCUUCAGUUACAACUCUAAAGUUGUAAUCCAGUCAUCCGCAGCUGGAGUGCGGGAGCAGGCACAUGUCCUCCUUGACCGCUUAAGACUGGAAAGAGAGGUAGUCAACAGCAACUGUAUGACUGGAUUUGUCCCAGAAGCUUACAUUGCCUGCAGAACUGUGAAUAUCGACCCCUGCUUUUCAUUGCUCAUAGCCUGGGAGGGAUUGUUGUCAAAGAGCACAACGUAUGGCUCGAUAUGCACCUCAACAUUUGGAAUCGCGUUCUUCGGUACGCCACAUCGAGGGACGCACCUCGCACGUGUGGGAGGCGUGGCUGCAAAGUUCGUGAGGGCUAUAUUAGGAACAGCGAGCAAUACCCUACUGAAGGCUCUUUCAAAAGGCAGCCUUUAUGCCCUGGAGCUAUCUGCGAACUUUGACAAGCUUCUUGAAAACUAUAAGUAUCUGAGCUUUUAUGAGACUCUACCAUUCAAAAGCAUCGGCAUAGUCGUUGAAAAAGAAUCUGCUGUUCUUGGCUUGCCUGACUCCCGUGAGAAAGCGGUCGCAUUGAAUGCCGACCAUGAAGAGAUUUGCAGAUUUCACUGCGAUAAAGACGAUCGUUAUCAAUACGUGUCUUCGCUGAUUGUCGAACUAGCGAAUUCAGGGACGGAGCGGCCUUUGACCAGUUGCUUUGAUGAAUCAGACUCCACCCUUUUGGCCGGUGAAGCCGAUCCUUGCUUCUGGAUGGUACCGUUUACUCGUAAUCCCGGGUUUGUUGGCCGUGAACACACAUUAAGUCAGGUCAUGGAGCGUAUCAUGCCACUUGGAAAGGUUCAUUCUAGAGUAGCCUUGUAUGGCCUCGGAGGUGUCGGUAAAACCCAGAUAGCCAUUGAGCUAGCGCACCAAGUCCAUGACGCUCAUCCCGGCGUUUCGGUGUUUUGGAUUCACGCGAACAGUAUCAGUCGGUUCCGAGAAAGUUAUAAUGAUUUGAUCAAGGAAUGCGAUAUUGAAUGUCCGCUCAAUGAUAAACAAGACAAUCUCAGGCUUGUCAAGCAGUGGCUUGAAAAGCAGUGUAAACGCUGGUUGCUGAUCAUCGAUAACGCUGACCAAGCCUCAUUCUUCACGUUAGAUGGCCGUCAAUGUGAGAAAGGUUCCACGUCAGCCAUGCAGCUGCAAGAGGACUCUCCAAUCCUCCAGUACCUUCCUGAAAGUUCUUAUGGAUCCAUUCUUAUCACAACGCGGAACCGAGCUGCUGGUGUCAGAUUCGUUAGGGGUGUUGGACAAAACAUGAUUGAAGUGGGAACUAUGACCAAGGAAGAGUCGAGAUGCUUGAUCAAGUCUGCUUUAAGUGGUGAUUAUCCAACAGAUUCAGAUAUGGAUGAGCUCGCGGAGAUGCUCGAUUAUUUACCGUUGGCAAUCAUGCAAGCCGCUUCGUUUAUGGAAGAAAAUGUGCUCACUGUGAAUGAAUAUAUGAGACUGCAUAAUGACAGUGACGAGACCAGGAUGGGCUUACUGUGCGAGCCCUUCGAGACGUUAGGGAGAGACAGCGAAACCCCAAAUGCUCUUGCUACCACUCUGAUCGUUUCUCUAGAUCAUAUCAAUACCAAAGAGCCGAAUGCCAUCGAUUCUCUGUCCCUCAUCGCUUUUCUUGAUCAACAUCACAUUCCGACAAGCCUGAUGCAACAAAAGCUCACCAAACCGCUUGACUUGACAAAGGCGCUGGGCACGCUUAAGGCUUUCUCGCUAAUAACAGCGAACGGAACCGGUCAAAGCUUCUCUAUUCACCGGCUUGUACAACUUACCGUGCGCAAAUGGCUGAUCAUCGAACAUGAAUUUGAAGAUAAAGCUAUCCAUGCUAUGGAUAUACUCGCGGAGUCUUACCCCGACGCCAAGUUUGAAAAUUGGCCCACUUGCGCUGCUUAUCUACCCCACGCGAUGUCAGUUUUGAAAUACACCCCCGAGCUACAUGGGAAGUGGUUGAGAAGAAGGCUAUACCUUCAAGAAGGAAUAGCCUUCUAUCUCUGGGAACGGGGUCGUUGUGACGAAGCAGAGGCAUUGGACCUUCUCAUUGUCGAAGAGAAUAAGAAGGAAUUUGGUAUGGAACAUCCAGAAACGUUAGAAAGCCUUGCUAGUCUGUCCUCGACAUAUUGUAGUCAGAAUCGACUGUUAGAGGCCGAGAAACUGGACUUGCUUGUCAUGACAACAAGAAAGCGGCUGCUUGGAACAAGGAACCGGUUGACUUUAACCAGUAUGGUCAACUUGUCAAGCGUCUACAGAAGACAGUGUCGAUUUUCGGAGGCGGAAGGUCUGAUAUUGGAAGCGUUAGAGGAGUCAAAGUCCUUGUUUGGAGAGGAGCAUGAGAUGACGACGGACAUCAUGGGACACCUUGGAAAGCUCUAUCUAGAGCUAAACAGGUUGCCAGAGGCCGAAGCACUUGCACACAAAGAUUGGACUGUUCGGAAGAUAAUGUAUGGCCCGGGACACAUUUGGACUCUGUCUGCUGCGGAGACGCUUCUUGAUGUCUAUAUCGGCCAAAAGAGGUGGGCAGAGGCGAAAGAAUUGGCCGUCCCCACCCUGCAGCUACUUGAGGAGAAUAUCGGUACUGAGGAUUCCGAAACCCAGGAGUGCAGACAACGCUUGGUCGACAUCUAUGCAGGGCUGAAUGACUGGCCAAACGCGGAGCAAUUGGCACUGCAGGCGCUAAGUAUAGCGUCGAAUAAGCUGGGCCCUCAUGAUUGGGACACCCUUGUAAUGAAGCAUGAUCUUUCGGAGGUAUAUGCUAAUUGGAAUAAUAUCCAGAAAGCCGAAGAAUUGGAAAAUGAAAUUCUUGAGGACUGCCUCAAUACAUUCGGCCCAGACCAUGGCUACACAUUGUUUUUCUCGGCCCUGGUUCUGAAACGUCGGGGGGAGGAGACAGAGGCCAUACAGCAGAUGGUACGGUCCAUAAAAAGGCUGGAAUAUUCGUUGGGACCUUACUUCAACCCGACCAAGUCUGCCACAUACCUACUACAAGUGUGGUGCGGAGACGAUGAAGCCGUGAACAAGCUCCUGGGAGAUUGA
This is a messenger RNA of Aspergillus niger, 3414 nucleotides long. RefSeq lists its product as uncharacterized. Gene Ontology annotation, molecular function: protein binding. Lineage: Eukaryota; Fungi; Ascomycota; Eurotiomycetes; Eurotiales; Aspergillaceae. Bases 1 to 3414 code for a protein of 1137 amino acids. The transcript has 7 exons. The record is from RefSeq and is a predicted model, not a curated record.